Molecule: messenger RNA, 674 nt
Organism: Paraphaeosphaeria sporulosa
Lineage: Eukaryota; Fungi; Ascomycota; Dothideomycetes; Pleosporales; Didymosphaeriaceae
Exons: 1
Coding region: 134-574 (146 amino acids)
Source: RefSeq, a predicted model, not a curated record
AUUUGGUGUGGUAGCGCAAGCUGAGGUGGCGAUUGGGAUGUGUCAUGAGUUACUUGGUUCCUGCAGAUGAAGCCUUGGUACAGUACCAGGCUGUGGAAGCCAAAGCGCGGCGCCGGAGGCAUUCAAUGGCGCCAUGGGCCACGAGGGGAUUGGCUGGACAGCGGUAUCCUGUGCCUUGAUCGAGGUAGCAUCAUCGGCGCAGGCCUCCGGCUGUGGAGCAGACGUGUUUCGAAACAUUUACCUGCAACACCCUGCUCGUCGCAUCGAUUCGUUUCAGCCUUGCUUUUCCCAAGCACUGCGAUAUCGAAUCGAUAAACCACUGCCUCGGGCUCUCGUCUUCACGAGAAUGCAGCAUACAUUUGCGCAACGCAGGGAAAUGCGCUGUGUUUCGUCUCGAUGCGGACAGUUUCCUUGCUCUCGGAGUCGACAGGCACCCAAAGAUAGACUUGAUCGAUACACCGUCCACUGUGUCGGAACGGGGAAUAUGCGCAAGGCUCGUGGCAUGGGGUUGCACGAACGAGGCUCAAUUCCGACGGCGGGACGAUCUGGUACCGAUUGCGCUCUGCAGACGUAAUACUCGUGGUCAAUAUGAUGUGAGGGCGACUUGGUAAAUUUCCGCAGUUCUCUAUCCCAGAGUGAGGGUUGAUGAUGCGGGCCCCCAUCGUUGCUCGCGC